Molecule: messenger RNA, 2585 nt
Organism: Aspergillus aculeatinus CBS 121060
Lineage: Eukaryota; Fungi; Ascomycota; Eurotiomycetes; Eurotiales; Aspergillaceae
Product: DUF185-domain-containing protein
Exons: 8
Coding region: 171-2570 (799 amino acids)
Biological process (GO): mitochondrial respiratory chain complex I assembly
Cellular component (GO): mitochondrion
Molecular function (GO): protein-arginine omega-N symmetric methyltransferase activity; nucleic acid binding
Source: RefSeq, a predicted model, not a curated record
CUCGACCGACCUGCGACUCUCCCUCAACAUUUUUAUCGACUCCCUCCGCCAACUUGUUCUCUCCACUAGGGCCUGCAUACCCGGUAUAUUUUUAUUCACUUGUCUCGAGUCAAAUUACUCGUACUUUUUCCUGGUCGGUCGGACCUUCAAUCGGUCUACUACCUUCCAUCAUGGCUGCCGGAAAGGCUGCCGCCGACUUCAAUGCGAUCAUCCAAGCUGAUCGCAAAAGAAAGCAGAACGAAAACCUUGCAAACCAGCUACUCGGUAAGAACCGACAAACAAAUGGGGGCGCCGCAAAGGGCGCAAAGAAGACACAGGAUGCGAAGCCAGGAAGCCUCGCCAGUCGCAUCGGUGUAGCCAAGCGCCCGACGUCUUCGCCCGCGAAUCCUAGAACAAACCCCAAGCCUGUCAUUCAUCAGGCCCGCCCCAAGGCGCGUCAGACCGAUCGACCUGGCGCAAAGCAGCGCCGGCCCGACGAGCAACGCCUGCUUUCUGCACUCCUUCCAGACAGCGGACAAGCAACCGUACGAGGCAGUAAGGUGGGGAUGACCAUCAAGGGCGCUGGCUCAGGACCCUCCGUGGUAGUCGGGAGCAACUUUGCACCGGGGACCACCGCAGCCGACAUUCAAGCGGCUCUUGAGCCCGUGGCCGGCCCAGUCCUCAGCUGCUGGGUGAUAACGCAGCACCCCGCAGUGUCGGCAGAGAUCACCUUUGCCGAGAGACAGGGCGCGGACAGCGCGAUUGCCAACUUUCACAACCAGAGGGCUGAUGGCCGGAUCAUCUCGAUGCGCCUGAAACCCCUUAGCCUGGGGGCCGAUAACGGUGCCACCAACUAUCAGAACCCACAGAGCCCCUUCAACAACCUCCGGGAGCAAGCGGAUCGAGAUCGCCGCUCGCACCGCCCCGGUGAGACGACGAUUCAAGACGGAAACUACGGGUUCACCGAGCAGAACCAAGCGGUCGAACCACACAGACCGCGGGGCAACAACCGCAGAUGGAAUAAUAGGGGCUAUCGUAACGGGCCCCGAAACGGCGGAGCCUCGAACCAGGACACGCAAGAGACAGGUCUCUACAGUGACCAGAUGAUGACGCAGACUCUCGUCCUGUCCACACGAAGAUGUCAAUCCUCAUUCGACAACAAACGCCAAUGGUCGACCCCUCUUGCCCAGACCCUGGCUAACGCCAUGAAGGUCACGGGCCCCAUCCCCAUCGCGGCGUUCAUGCGCCAAGUCCUUACCUCCCCGGAAGGAGGAUACUACACUACCCGGCCCGCGGGUGAGGGCGAGGUCUUCGGAAAGAAAGGCGACUUCGUGACCUCGCCGGAAAUCUCGCAGGUGUUCGGUGAGCUGGUCGGGAUCUGGACGAUUACCGAGUGGAUCGCGCAGGGACGGACAAGAAGUGGGGUGCAGCUCAUGGAGGUCGGGCCGGGGAAGGGGACGUUGAUGGAUGAUAUGCUGAGGACAUUCCGCAAUUUCAGAAGCUUUGCGUCGAGCAUCGAGGCGAUAUAUCUGGUCGAGGCGAGUUCGACGUUGAGAGAGGUCCAGAAGCGGCUGCUCUGCGGCGAGGACGCGGCGAUGGAGGAAACGGAUAUUGGCCACCGGAGUGUGUGCAAGUAUUUUGACGUGCCGGUUAUCUGGGUGGAGGAUAUUCGGUUGCUGCCGCAUGAGGAGGAUAAAACGCCCUUCAUAUUCGCACACGAGUUCUUCGACGCUUUACCCAUCCAUGCCUUUGAGUCCGUGCCCCCGGCACCGGAGAACGAGCCGAAGGACGAGGUCAUGACGCCCACGGGACCUGCGAAGCUCCGGAAACCAUUGAAGGCCGCGAAUGUGCCGCAAUGGCGAGAGCUGCUGGUGACGCUCAACCCUAAGGCUGUGGAGGAGAACAUCGAGGGAGAACCGGAGUUCAAGCUGACGCUGGCCAAGGCGUCCACGCCAUCGUCCUUGGUCAUUCCUGAAAUUUCGGAACGGUAUCGCGCUCUGAAGUCUCAGCCGGGCUCCACGAUUGAGGUCAGUCCGGAGAGUCGGAUCUAUGCGUCUGACUUUGCAAGGCGGAUCGGCGGGGCGUCAGAACCGCCUCGUACGGCCACGAAGAAGGGUGCUACUACUGCUACUGGUGGGGAAACGCCGGCUGCGGCGAAGCGUGUGCCUUCCGGUGCAGCGCUGAUCAUGGACUAUGGGACUCUCGCUACGGUGCCCAUCAACUCGCUUCGUGGAAUCCAGCACCAUCAAACUGUGCCGGCACUUUCGGCGCCGGGACAGGUGGAUGUUAGUGCCGACGUGGACUUUACUGCGUUGGCUGAGGCGGCCAUCGAGGCCAGCGAAGGCGUUGAGGUUCAUGGACCGGUGGAGCAGGGUGAUUUCCUGCAUGCCAUGGGGAUCGCGGAGCGGAUGCAGCAGCUGCUCAAGGGCGUGACGGAUGAGUCAAAGCGGAAGACGUUAGAGACUGGCUGGAAGAGACUGGUUGAGAAAGGCGGCGGUGGGAUGGGCAAGAUCUACAAGGUCAUGGCCAUCGUUCCGGAAAAUAAUGGUAAGCGUCGUCCAGUUGGGUUCGGGGGAAAUAUCAUGGCAUGAGCCAUUGUAUACUAG